Messenger RNA from Phytophthora sojae, 2121 nucleotides. RefSeq lists its product as hypothetical. The record is from RefSeq and is a predicted model, not a curated record. Lineage: Eukaryota; Oomycota; Peronosporomycetes; Peronosporales; Peronosporaceae. Gene Ontology annotation, molecular function: protein binding. The transcript has 5 exons. The coding region runs from base 1 to 2121 and encodes 706 amino acids.
AUGGAUGCUCACCACGCUCAGGUGCUGCAAUCUCUUCGGGAACAAAUUCGGUACGAGGCACUCAGUGACGUCAGCUCGAGUCGACGGGGUCUCAUGCUACCCAGCGCCUUCCUCGAGGUGCUACGAGCGAACAGUGUCCCCCUCGGUCGAUCCGAAGCCCGUGUGCUGCUGUGGCAGUUCCAAGAGCCUAACGGAGCCGUGUCGGCGACCACGUUCCUUCGGUGGAUCGCGCUGAGCGCCCCUGUCGACCACGUGAACCCUGACCUGCUCUUCCCGCAACUUCCGCAGCCGUAUCGCCGCAUCAUGAAGGUCUGGGAGCGCGACAUCUUCGACGCGGCGUGGGAGAUCAUCACGACCGAGAGCGUCCGAUUCAGGGCCGAGACUGCAGCGUCCGAGGGCGGGAUGAACUCGUCCAGGUCUGCGACUGGAGCGGACAAGCCUCAGCAGCAGAGAAAUGACUACGAAGUCGCCAAACGACGGACGUGCGAGCCCUCGUGGCAGAUUCCCCUCGACUCCAGCGCCCAGCAAGUUGCCGGCCUGGCAUCUCACUGCCUGUUGUCUCUCAUGGUCGCUGGGAUAAAUUACGACGACGCAUCGACCAGUACCGCUCCAUCACUUCCUGUACUGAGCACAGCGGAAAAUGACGUCAAGGUUCUUGGUGACUUCCCUGUUGAGUUCCCUCGAGUCGACGCUGAAGUUCCCGUUGGAGCCGCUGAUACCGCCACUAAAGUGCACGUGUCCAUCAAAGCGCUUAGUUCACUGCAGCUCGCGAAUGAUAAUUCGGGACUUCCGAGCUGUGGUAUCGCUGUUCAUCUCGUUGAGACAACGACCAGCCAACAGCAAGAGCCCGUCGAAGACGCCAAGCCUGCCGCUCCAACAUUCCGGGAGUGUGUGAACAUCUACACGUCCCAACCCGUACACCGCACCAUGAACCUCCUCGAGCUCCCAAAGCCGUCAGCGCAGGACAUGACGACCCAGUACUUGACCGUGGGGUGUCAAGACGGCACGGUUGUCGUUUGGGACGUGCUGCAAGACUCCGACUACGCCUUCCUCGCCCCCUUCAGCGACGCAGACGACACAGCAGAACGGCCACCGCCGCGGCAAAAGCUGUCGGCCGCAGUCUCCACCGAGGUGAGCCACGUCGUGUUUUACCAAGCCGAAUACGUCAUCGCGCUGUCCAAGUCCCAGCAGCGUAUCUACUUCUUCGACGUCCGGGAACGAGGCAAGCCAGCGCUGAAGCGAGUGAUCUCACCGCCAGCAAAGAAAUCCUCCACGAAAACACGCCAAACUUCUGCACAGCCCGCCAACUUGAUGCUGAAUAUCACAGCAGUCGCGGAUCUCCCAGUGGCGCUCGUCGAGUAUUCCAACGGAAUGGUCAUGCUGUACGACGUGCGGACGGCUGAAGCAAUCGGUAGCUUCUGGGCGACACUGCCCUCGGCCACGUCUCCGGCUGCUCAUGUGGCAUCGUCCACUUCUCUUAAGUCGAACGAAAGUCUCGGUGUUUUGGUAACUAUCACGGGGAAUCAGGACGUCCUCGGUGCUGCAGCCAACCCUACGCCAUCGACUGAAGCGACGGAAACGAACAUCAAGCUGUAUAGCUGGCGCGACCUUCUCUUGGUCUGCUUUCCGUCGCUAACAACCUUGCUUGAGCAGUAUCAGGAAGAAGCGACCAUCACAAACAUCAAGCAGCUCCUGCUCACAAGCGAUCUCGAUGAUGUUUCAGCUGCAGCCCCACCAUCGACCGUCACUGCUCUCGGCACUUCCGUUGAUCCGCUAGAAACGAUGCUGCUGAGGAUGGCCGGCGAGACUCCGCCGUCUUCUACUCGAACCAGGCAGUCAAACGCCGGCAGUUUGUCCCCUCUGCAGUCCCCCUUUGGACGAAGCUCAGUGUCAAUCACCGCCAGUAACGCAGUACUCCUGAGCCAAAGCACCGAGAGCACUAACUCUGCAGACUCAAGUUCCGUAGUCAUGCUAGAGCCGCUGGUCCAAGACGACAAAGCCUUCUUCGACGAGUACUGCAGAGAACAUCUCGAUCCGUUAGCCAUCGCAGACCAAGAAGCCAGGCUGCACCGCAAGCGACGAGAGCUUCUCAAGACAAUGUCGGCUGGAGGAGCGUGGUGA